AUGACUCACACAAUCAAAGGAAUAGCAUGCGACUUUGGCAAUGUUUUAUUUGCGGACGGUUCUAUUGAAGCUGUGAAAAAGCUUUCCAGCCAGUACGACAAAGACUUGAUGAUGUAUGUACUAACUUCAAAAAGUGAGAUGGGGAAACGUGUUCGAGCAGAAGACACAUAUUGGCCGACAUAUGAAGAGUCCGCCCGAAGAAUUUUAAAGGAACACGACAUUUCAUAUGAUGAGGUAGUGGAUGUGUGGUUCAAUUCAUAUACAUUGAACACUAAAAUGCUUCAUUUUCUUCAAAGAGCCAAAGUUAGUGGAAUAAAGAUUAUAGCAUACAGUGGCAACAUAAGAAAACGAGUUGAAUUUCUUUAUCAAAAGUACCCCGAAGUACCCAAAGUGUUUGAUGUUGAAGUUUUCAGUUAUGAUUAUAAUAUGAGUAAAGAGAAUAUUGUGUUUACUGAACAUAUGGUCGAGAAGUCUGGACUCCAAGCAAAUGAAAUUGUUUGGAUUGAUGAUGUCCUUCCGUUCAAAGUUUUUGCAGACAGAGUUGGAGUCAACUUUGUGUCAUACAGAGACGAAGCCAAGUUCAUCGAACAGCUGAAAGAGCAUAGUCUUGACAAGUAUUGGGAGUGA
Molecule: messenger RNA, 627 nt
Organism: Entamoeba invadens IP1
Lineage: Eukaryota; Evosea; Mastigamoebida; Endamoebidae
Exons: 1
Coding region: 1-627 (208 amino acids)
Source: RefSeq, a predicted model, not a curated record